Messenger RNA from Delphinapterus leucas (beluga whale), 938 nucleotides. It is a transcript of the gene LLPH, whose product is annotated as LLP homolog, long-term synaptic facilitation factor. The record is from RefSeq and is a predicted model, not a curated record. Gene Ontology annotation, cellular component: nucleolus. Gene Ontology annotation, molecular function: RNA binding. NCBI's taxonomy places the organism in Eukaryota, Metazoa, Chordata, Mammalia, Artiodactyla, Monodontidae. Gene Ontology annotation, biological process: dendrite extension.
AACGGGUUGCCGGGAAGGCGGAAGUGCGGGGUCUUCCGGUCGGCGUGAGCAGCGUGCGGUGUUUGAGUUUCUGGGUUUUCUCAGCAUUCCAGCUAAAAUAUGGCUAAAAGUUUACGGAGUAAGUGGAAAAGGAAGAUGCGUGCUGAAAAGAGAAAAAAGAAUGCCCCAAAGGAGCUCAGCAGACUUAAAAGUAUUCUUAAAGUAGAUGGUGAUGUUUUAAUGAAAGACGUUCAAGAGAUAACAACUGUGGUAGAACCCAAACAUUGUCAAGAGAAAACACAAUGUGUGGUGAAAGAUGAAACAGAUGACAUGAAAAUGGAGACUGAUAUUAAGAGAAACAAAAAGACUCUUCUAGACCAGCAUGGGCAGUACCCCGUAUGGAUGAACCAGAGGCAAAGAAAAAGGCUGAAAGCAAAGCGAGAGAAAAAGAAAGGAAAAAGCAAAGCAAAAGCCAUCAAGGCAGCGAAGGGUUUGGCUUGGUAGACCCUUAAAAACUUGAAAAAUGCCACAUGGAACAGGUCUUUGAUUAGAAUGUAUACAUUGAUUUCAGCUUCCACCAAAUGGAAACUUUGUUUCCAGUUUUUAACUUGGCCUUUUUCUUCAAUUCAAGCCCAACUGUAACCCCUCAAAUUUGUCUUGGUAACUUGAAUAAAAUAUUUUCUUUGAUGAAUGAAAGCUACGCUGAUAUUUUAAUUGAAUGCUAUCCAAUAUGCAGGGAUUAUCAGACAUCAGAAUUCUCUCGAGUAUUAAUGUGGUUGUAAUCAUUCAGUCUUAGGAAAGAUGAAACAUAAUAUUAUACUGACAAAUUUGAGCUAACUCAAAUUUAAAGUAAAUUAUAUAUCAUGUGAAAAUAUGUCAGUGGAUCGUAUAAGCAGUACUUGUUUGGAGUUGUGAUUUUGUAUAAUUCAGAAUAAAAGAUACUCUGUCUAGAUCUUGAA